AUGAUCAGGACCUUGCUGCUAUCUGCAUUGGUGGCUGGAGUUCUCAGCUGCGGGUACCCCGCUUUUGAGGCCCAGCGACAAGUGAGCAGAGUAGUUGGAGGUGAAGAGGCCACACCCAACAGCUGGCCCUGGCAGGUCUCCCUGCAGUACCAGUCCUUGGGGAAAUGGUACCACACCUGCGGAGGCACCCUGGUGGCCAACAACUGGGUCCUAACAGCUGCUCACUGCAUCAGCUCUUCCAAGACCUACCGUGUGGUGCUGGGCCGACACAGCCUCUCCACCGCGGAAUCCGGCUCAGUGACUGUUCAGGUCUCCAAGCUUGUGGUCCAUGAGAAGUGGAACGCUAACAACGUUGCCAACGGGUAUGACAUUGCCCUGAUCAAACUGGCCAGCCCAGUGACCCUGACUAGCAAGAUCCAGACUGCUUGCCUCCCAGCUGCUGGCACCAUUCUUGCCAAUAACUACCCCUGCUACGUCACAGGCUGGGGCAGGCUGCAGACCAACGGGGCCACUCCUGACGUCCUGCAGCAGGGCCGCCUGCUGGUUGUGGACUACGCCACCUGCUCCAAGUCUACCUGGUGGGGAAGCACCGUGAAGCAAAGCAUGGUGUGCGCUGGCGGUGAUGGUGUGACCUCCAGCUGCAAUGGGGACUCCGGCGGACCACUGAACUGCCAGGCAUCUAACGGCAAGUGGCAGGUGCACGGCAUCGUGAGCUUUGGCUCCUCUCUGGGCUGCAACUACCCCCGCAAGCCAUCCGUCUUCACCAGGGUCUCCAACUUCAUUGAUUGGAUCAACACGGUGAUUGAAAAGAACUAAGGGAAGAUGGCUCUGGGGCUGUCACCUUGGAAAUGCAGUCACAUGGAAAGCAGUAAUAAAGUGACUCUAUGAAUCA
Molecule: messenger RNA, 892 nt
Organism: Microtus oregoni (creeping vole)
Lineage: Eukaryota; Metazoa; Chordata; Mammalia; Rodentia; Cricetidae
Product: chymotrypsin-like elastase family member 2A
Exons: 8
Coding region: 1-816 (271 amino acids)
Biological process (GO): proteolysis
Molecular function (GO): serine-type endopeptidase activity
Source: RefSeq, a predicted model, not a curated record